AUGAACACCACCUUCAACUUGGCGCUCAAGCAGAGCACGUCGAUCCGGCGCGACCUCGGCAGCGUCUUCUCGGCCGACCCCUCGCUCUCGUCGACGCGGGCGCCGACGCCGGCCGAGCUCGGCGCGCUGUCGGCCAGCCUGACGGCGUUCGCGCGGACGGUGGACGAGUACAACGCCCUGGCCAAGCAGGAGCUCAACCCUGCCAAGCAGGAGAAGGCGCACGAGCGCAUCCGCAACUUCCGCGAGGAGCUCGCCUCGUUCCGCGCCCAGUUCGACGCCGCAAAGGCCGCCCGCGACGACGCCGCCCACACCCAGAACCGCUCCGAGCUGCUGGGCCGCCGCCCGUUCGUGACGGCGACGCCCGAGAACCCCUACGCCUCCUCGGCGCCCUCGGCGAGCAGCGGAGGCUAUGGCCUGGGUAGUGGCGGCGACGGCGGCGGUGGUGGUGGUGGUGGUGGUGGUGGUGGUGGCCAGGGGCUCAGCAUGGGCAGCGACGACGAGCUGCGCGAGGCCCACGCGUUCCGGGAGCAGAACUUCUUCUCAAACACAAACUCGGCGCUCGACGAGUACAUCGCGCGCGGCCAGGCAGUGCUGGGGGACCUCGGGGCGCAGCGCGAGAUGAUGAAGAACACGCAAAAGCGGCUCUACUCGGUCGCCAACACGCUCGGCGUCUCGGGCGAGACCAUCCGCAUGGUGGAAAGACGGGCCAAGGAGGACAAGUGGAUCUUUUGGGCCGGCGUCAUCGUCUUCUUUCUGUUCUGCUGGCUGUGCCUGCACUUCCUGAGGUACUUCUGCCUCCUAUCCCGCCGUGCGAAGCUCGAUUGUGAAUACAACAUCCCUGUCCGUAACCACUUCAACGACCCUUGUUUCUGGCUUCACAUGGUUGCUCGUGGAGACCCGGCCGCCAAACUCAGUCUCCCAAUUUUCAACGUCCCACUCCAGGCCCUUUGUGGUGAUAAUGCUUCUGCCUUUGAUGGGGAUGAUCCCGACAUGUUUGCCAAAACUCUCGUCCAUCAUCUCUUCUCGCACGUGGAUGGUAUGGCGGCCGGGUUUAAGCAGGAACGUCAAGUUCUCGCUCGAAACGAGAUACAUGUGACCAUCCCGAUAGUCCUCGUCAGCUUGGAAGAGACAGAGGUGAUGGAGCUGACUCAACCCCUGGUCGAUGCGGCCCCCCAAGCCACCAACCGCGACUAUGUCGCAACGUCCUCGAGGGAACCGGAUGUGGCUGACAGCCUCCACGAUCUCGGGUGCUCUUUCACGAUCACGGAUGAGUUUGACAGCUUUGCCAAAGUCCGUUGA
Molecule: messenger RNA, 1299 nt
Organism: Gaeumannomyces tritici R3-111a-1
Lineage: Eukaryota; Fungi; Ascomycota; Sordariomycetes; Magnaporthales; Magnaporthaceae
Product: transporter BOS1
Exons: 3
Coding region: 1-1299 (432 amino acids)
Biological process (GO): vesicle fusion; endoplasmic reticulum to Golgi vesicle-mediated transport
Cellular component (GO): SNARE complex; late endosome membrane; Golgi apparatus
Molecular function (GO): SNARE binding; SNAP receptor activity
Source: RefSeq, a predicted model, not a curated record